Messenger RNA from Lycium ferocissimum, 679 nucleotides. RefSeq lists its product as uncharacterized. NCBI's taxonomy places the organism in Eukaryota, Viridiplantae, Streptophyta, Magnoliopsida, Solanales, Solanaceae. The coding region runs from base 11 to 571 and encodes 186 amino acids. The record is from RefSeq and is a predicted model, not a curated record. The transcript has 3 exons.
UCUUGGAAAAAUGGCGAGCUUAACAUCUUCCACACUGCAACUCACAAAAUCAAACCCAAUAUUCUUCUCAAAAUCUCCUCUCAAAUUCCACGCGCCGUUCAUCACACGCGCCACCACCGAAGAAUCCUCACCGUCCGAUACUGAAGAAGAAACCACCACCACCAACUCCGAUCCCGACAGCUUCGAGAAUCGUCUUUCCCAAGUCCGUCUCCGGUACCGGAGCGGAACGGGUAAGAAAGCGGAGAUCCGAAAGACCCGAAAGGGCAACAAAAAAGGCUCAUCCGGAUCUGGAUCCGGGUCGAGUGUGUUCCUCCCACCAAUUCCACUAAAGGAACCCGUCUCCGAAGGUUUAAACGUUGAAUUCGGAUUUAGCCCGUAUUCAGAGCGGGUCAAUGGACGGAUCGCUAUGCUCGGGUUAUCCGCAUUGCUGUUAGUAGAACUCGCAACAGGUAAAAGCGUGAUUAAUUACCAUACACCGGCAAUUGUGUUUAUUCAGGUUUAUUUUGUUGCUGCUGUGACAGCGGUUUAUUUGAAGUAUGAGAAAGAAAAAGUUAGUGUUUGGCCUAAAUAGUUAGUGAAAAUGAGCUGCCAUUGUUGAGCUCUUUGAGAUUUUUUUCCAUAUUUGUGCAUUUGUAUGAUGACUUAUCCCAAUUAUUGGAUGUUAAAAACUUAUCCUUAA